AUGACCCUGCGGCGGCUGCGGCGGCUGCAGCCCAAGGAGGAGGAUGCGGCGGGGGCAGCUGCCCUGGACCCGGGGCCCGCGGGGGGCGGCCCCUUCCCGGCGCUGGGCGGCUGCCGGGCGGCCGAGAUGUACCGGGCGCUGGCGGCCUCCGGGGGCACCUUGCCCCGGGCACGCAAGGGCUCUGGAUGCCAGUGGAAAUCUCUGAGCCAGUCCCCGGAGCAGCACCGGAAGGUGAUCACGCUGGAGAAGGAGGCAGAAGAGACAUUUGGGUUUGAGAUCCAGACCUAUGGACUCCACCACCAAGACAAGAAGAGUGUGGAAAUGUUCACCUUUGUCUGCCGUGUCCACGAGGGGAGCCCAGCCCUGUUAGCGGGGCUCACACCCGGAGACACCAUCACCGCAGUAAACGGGCUGAACGUGGAGGGCAUCCGACACCGUGAGAUCGUGGAAAUCAUCAAGGCCUCCGGGAACGUGCUCAGGCUGGAGACGCUGUAUGGGUCGUCCAUCCGGAGAGCAGAGCUGGAGGCGCGGCUGCAGUACCUAAAGCAAACCCUGUAUGAGAAGUGGGGGGAGUACCGCUCGCUGAUGGUGCAGGAGCAGAGGCUGGUGCGUGGGAUCGUGGUGAAAGACCCCAGUAUCUACGACACGCUGGAAUCCGUCCGCUCCUGCCUGUACAGCGCUGGGCUCGCGAGCGGCUCCCUCUCCUUGGGGAAGAUGCUGUCGGGCGCGGGCAGUACCUCCAGCUGCGUCAGCACCGCCACCGAGGAGAGCGAGGACUCUGUCUACCAGACCUGCUUCUUUGACUCGGCCGAUUCCCUGGACGGGCACUCGGGGCGGGGCGGGGGCAGCGCCCCCCCAGCCCUCUCCCAGCGCCGGCCCACCCUGACCCGCAGCGCCAGCGUCAAAUGCACCAGCAGCAGCAACGGGGCCGUGGGGCACUUCUGGGACAGGCCGGGUGACCCAAAGAACUGCACAGUCGCGCCCCACAAGAGCAAACACACCAGCUUCCGGAAAAGGCUCCUCAAGUUCAUCCCGGGACUGAACCGCUCCCUGGAAGAGGAGGAGAGCCACCUGUAGGGGGCGCUGGCUGCAGGGGUGGGGCACAGGGACACGGGGGCCAUGGAGCAGCCACGUUUUACGCAGUUGGGUUUAUUUAUUUAUUUAUUAUCCCGGUUGGUGCCGGUGCCCUGGCAGAGCGUGGGGCCGGGGCCUCUGCUGUGAAGGGCAGAGGGGAUUUUUGCUCCCCCCACAGAAGAAGAAACAUGCAAGGGAAUGGGGGGGCAGCAGGAGCUGGAUCUAGCCCCAGCGGCAGCCUGGGUGCCUGCUCGUGGGAGCUGCUGGAGGAGGGAACUGGGCCUGUCUGCAGGUUAGGGGGGAUUUUUCAGGUGUCCUGGGGGAAUGGGCCAUGGGGGGCCCUUUGCUUCCAGACCUCAUGUGACCAAACCCCUCCAAUAGCUCUGGGGGCGGAUGAGCUGAUGGCUCGGAGCCUGUCUGGGGCAGCAUCAAACGGGCUCUGCCCUCAGGCCAGUACCAUCGGCAGGGAGGCCACAGGAGGAGAGAGCAACUCCUCCUUCCUCGAGGGAGAGGCUGGCUGUGGCCCUGCCCGUGUCUCCUGCGGGCCAGGCUGCCGUGGAAGCGCAGGACUGUCCUGGGAAGAGAGGGAUCCUGGUGCUACCCCAGAGUGCUCUGAACGGAGCUGUAGCCAGCACGAUCUCCGAGCGGGCACCCUGGCCCAGAGAGGUGUGGGGUCCCCCCCUGCUUUCCCCUGGAAGGCGUCCAGCAGCCAGUGGCUCUGCUCUGUUCCAGCCACAUCCUCCUCCUGUCUCUGCAGCGCUGGGGCUCUGCGUGACUUCCUGCAAAGUCGUCUGCUUCUGUCUCAGCCCUAUUUAUGGCACCGGCUCUCAGCGCACAGGUGACUGAACCUUGGGGGCGUCUGUCUCUCCCCCACACCACUCUGCCCGGUGACGCCUUGGGCUGGAGCGAGAAGAUCCCUUUGUAACCGCCUGACGCCAGCAGAACUGCUCGUCCCUCGGGCUGCUGAGCACCCAUGGGGUGGCUGACACAGGCGAGCUCGCAUCUUACCGGGGCGUGUCCGCUGCCUGGAAGGAGGAGUCGGCCCUCAGGGCCAGCCCUGGCCUGAGAGCAGGAUGGGGCUGUACUGUGGGUGACCUGCAGCCCUUCAGGAAAAGGCUUCACUGGCUGUGGGAGGGGAGAGAAACUGGUUCCAUGGAGCAGAGGGGAACUUCUCAGCCAAGCUGGUUCUUAUCUCAGGAAAUAGCCACAGGAAGAGGGUGGCUCAGCACGGGAGGGCUCCCUGCUGGAUAAAAUGGAGCCCCCACCCCCCAAGCAGCGCUAGAUAGCAGAGGGGGGUGGGGCUGUGGCUGGGACACGGGUGUGGUUAGCUGCGGUGUGGGGGGGGAGGUUUUGUACAGACACAGACAUUGCUGUUAAAAUGCUUGCCACAGAUUCUGAUCAAUACAAUGAGACUGUUUUGCAUCUGCGUGGGGCUGUUGUAAUUUCACCUUGGCUCGCUUGCUUCCCGAGAUGGGGGAGUGUCCCUGAGGGGGGUGGGGGUCACAGGAGCGGGAGCGAAAGGACUCACCCCCAGGGUCAGUGGCAGAGCUGGCUACGGAACCCAGGCGUCCGGACUCCCAGCCCCAUGCACCUGUCAGCCUUGCAUGGGCUGAGAGUGGCUCAGAGGACGUCUCCAUUGAGCUCCUCUGUUAGUGCCCCCCCCGAGUGUCUGGGGGGGCACACUUACCCCUCCUGUAAGCUCCCUCCAGCACAGCCCCAGCCCCUCGCCCUGCUGAACUGCCCAUGUGCUGCAGCCCUCGACUGCACUGGAGGGGAGAGGGGGAUCCUGCUGAUCAGGACAGGCCUCCUGUCGGUGGGGUCUGCUCCCCGAAUUCCCAGCCUGCAGGUGGUUCGGGCCAGCCCCUCGGGCAGAGCUGCUCUCCUCCAGCACUGCCUGGGGCCGGGAGGGAGUCCCAGCGUUCCUGUGGCUAAGGGCCUAAUUGCAUGUGGGCUGUGGCCUAAAAUAGCCCUGUGUCCAAGGCAGCCCGGCUCAUGUUAGGCAGGGAGUGGACUCUGGGGAGGUGCUGCAAGCCAGCCGUGCGCCCAGCUGGACCCAGCCGGGGGACGGGUUCCGCAGGGCUAGCGACAUGCAGGAGGGUGGGUGGUAACUAGGACACUGCUCCUGCCGAAAGCCGAGUUCCCUGGGGCCGGGUGCAGUCAG
Molecule: messenger RNA, 3235 nt
Organism: Mauremys reevesii (Reeves's turtle)
Lineage: Eukaryota; Metazoa; Chordata; Testudines; Geoemydidae
Gene: TAMALIN
Product: trafficking regulator and scaffold protein tamalin
Exons: 8
Coding region: 1-1077 (358 amino acids)
Biological process (GO): signal transduction
Cellular component (GO): plasma membrane
Molecular function (GO): protein binding
Source: RefSeq, a predicted model, not a curated record